AGCGGAAGGCGGGGUCGCCAUGGCAGCGCGGAAGCGGAAGUCGCGGGCGAUGGCGGCGGGCGGCGCGGCGCUGUGGCGGCGGCUCUCGGCCUGGCUGCCGCGGGGCCGCCUCGGCCUGGCCGCGCUGCUCGGCCGCCUCUCCGACCGCCUCUCCCGCGGCCGCGACCGCCGCGCCCGCAGAUCAUCAUGGCUCCUUCUAGCCCCACUGCUCACCCCUCCUGUCCCAGUGAUCACAACCCCACCAUGUUCCCUCUGUCCAGAAGGAGCACACAGGUUCCAGUGGAUCAGGAACCUGGUCCCAGAGUUUGGGAUCUCCAGCUCGCACGUCAAGGUGCUUUCGUCCCCGGCGGAAUUCUAUGAACUCCUGAAGGUGCAGAUAAGAGCAGCCAAGCAGCGGGUGGUGAUGGCCUCACUGUACCUGGGAACAGGACUCCUUGAGCAGGAGCUGGUGUAUUGCUUAGAAGAAACACUGGAGAAAUCACUGCAAGCAAAAGACUCACCCAACCUCAGAGUUUCCAUUCUGCUCGACUACACCAGGGGCUCCCGGGGCAGGAAGAACUCUCGAACAAUGCUGAUCCCGUUGCUGCAGCGAUUUCCUGGGCAAGUCCGCGUGUCCCUGUUCCACACCCCGAACCUGCGGGGGCUGCUCCGGCUGCUGAUCCCUGAGCGCUUCAACGAGACCAUUGGGCUGCAGCACAUCAAGGUCUAUCUCUUUGAUGACAAUGUGAUCCUGAGCGGUGCAAACCUGAGUGAUCUGUACUUCACCAAUCGUCAGGACCGCUACGUCCUGCUGCAGGACUCUCCCGAGAUUGCAGACUUCUUCACAGAGCUCGUGGAUGCCAUUGGAGACGUGUCCCUGCAGCUGCAGCAGGAUGACACAGUCCAGAUGAUGGAGGGAAUGGUACACCCAUACCAGGGAGACAAAGUGGCUUACUGUGAGAUUGCCAACCGGAGGGUCAUGGAGGUCAUCAACUCUGCCCGCACACGGCAAGAGCUCCUUCAUGCAAAGACUUUCCACAGCAGCCAGCCAGGCAGCUCCCUCUUAUCCCAGCAGGGCUCUCCAGCACCUGAGAGUCUGAAACCAGAGCCUGACACCUGGAUCUACCCCUUAAUCCAAAUGAAGCCGUUUGGGAUUCAGAUAGACGAGAUGGUCACAGAGACACUGCUGACAGAGGCUGAGCGGGAUGCCAGGAUUUACCUCACCACUGGCUACUUCAACUUGACUCAGGCCUACAUGGACCUCAUCCUGGGCACGAGGGCUGAGUACCGCAUCCUCCUGGCCUCGCCAGAGGUCAAUGGCUUUUUUGGUGCCAAAGGGGUGGCAGGUGCCAUCCCUGCUGCCUAUGUUUACAUUGAACAGCAGUUUUACAGUGAGGUCUGCGACCUGCAGCAGCAGCAGAGGGUGCAGCUACAGGAGUACUCCCGUGCUGGGUGGACCUUCCAUGCCAAAGGCCUCUGGCUGUACCUGGCAGGGAGCAACCUGCCCUGCCUGACCUUGAUUGGCUCUCCAAAUUUCGGCUAUCGGUCCGUGCAUCGCGACUUGGAAGCUCAGGUUGCCAUAGUGACAGAGAGCAGAGCCUUGCAGCAGCAGCUGCACCAGGAGCAAGAGCAGCUUUACCUCUGCUCAGGUGUGGUCUCAACAUCAACAUUUGAGCAGCCAAAUCGUUAUGUGAAACUGUGGGUGAAGCUGGUGACACCUCUGAUCAAGAAUUUCUUUUGAAAGAACAAAAAUUGCUGUUUUAGCCAGACACAUGCAGGAGCGUGAGGAGUUUCUGCUCAGUUCACACUGAGCCGUCACACAGAGCUGUGGGAAGAUGGAGAGCCAGAAGAGGGAAAGGACUCAGGCCCUUGUGUGCAGUUGUUCUGUCUGGCUUCCCACGGUGGUCUGGCUCCCCACCAGCUCCACGUCAGAAACCACCAGUGGAAAACCAGUAUCCACCCUGAGAACCCCGUGUGCUGUGAGAGCAGGCUCCACACAGCAGCUUCCAGCUCUGGUUUUAUUGAUACUUUGCUAAAAUGGUUCUGGUACAAUCAAACAUAGACUGAGUUACACAACUUGGAGGUUUUUACAAGUAAAAAUAUUGCUGUUUUUCAUUGCCAUUAAAAAGUCUAGGCCUCUAGGAGCAGAGCCACACCAGCCAGGACCCACUUGGCAGCUUUUUCCUUCGUCUUCAGGUUGAAGGUCCAGACGUAGGUGGGCCCUCGCGACCGUGUCUUGUAGACAGGACACUCGUAGACGUUGGUGGUGUCCAUGCGGUCCACGGGGAUGGCUCUGAGCAGGAUCACGGGCACCUCGGGGGUCAGCUCCUUCAUGCGUGCGUCCGCGAUGGAGCCGGCCGCCACGUCCCAGCGCGCGCCUGCCGUGCACACGGGCACUGCUAGCACUGACUGCUCCCUGCACGAGCACUGACUGCUCCCUGCCUGGGCACUGACUGCUCCCAGGGCACUGACACCUCCCCAGGGCACUGCCAGCUCCAUCCCUGGGGCACUGCCAGCUCCUUCAUGCGCGCGUCCGCGAUGGAGCCGGCCGCCACGUCCCAGCGCGCGCCUGCCGUGCACACGGGCACUGCUAGCACUGACUGCUCCCUGCAUGAGCACUGACUGCUCCCUGCCUGGGCACUGACUGCUCCCUGCACGAGCACUGACUGCUCCCCAGGGCAUUGACACCUCCCCAGGACACUGACUGCUCCCUGCCUGGGCACUGACUGCUCCCCAGGGCACUGACACGUCCCCAGGACACUGACAGCUCCCUCCCUGAGCACUGACACCUCCCCAGGGCACUGACAGCUCCCUGGGGCACUGCUGACACUGACUGCUCCCUCCCCAGGGCAGUGACUGCUUCUUGGGCACUGACAGCUCCCUGGGAUGUCAGAGCUGCUGAUGUGGGGAGCUCAAAGGUUAGGGUUGGGUAGAGUGGCUCCAUGGUUAGGUCUGACAUGUUCUCAUCUCACUGUGACCCAAGACUGCAUUUGCCUUACUGUGUGUGGGAUGUCUGAAUAAAUUCUGUCCCCACCCCUCCUUUCA
Messenger RNA from Oenanthe melanoleuca, 3024 nucleotides. RefSeq names its product phosphatidylglycerophosphate synthase 1 (gene PGS1). NCBI's taxonomy places the organism in Eukaryota, Metazoa, Chordata, Aves, Passeriformes, Muscicapidae. The coding region runs from base 20 to 1720 and encodes 566 amino acids. Gene Ontology annotation, cellular component: mitochondrion. Gene Ontology annotation, molecular function: CDP-diacylglycerol-glycerol-3-phosphate 3-phosphatidyltransferase activity. The transcript is spliced from 10 exons. Gene Ontology annotation, biological process: cardiolipin biosynthetic process. The record is from RefSeq and is a predicted model, not a curated record.